This is a messenger RNA of Coffea eugenioides, 655 nucleotides long. RefSeq names its product cinnamoyl-CoA reductase 1-like. The coding region runs from base 1 to 492 and encodes 163 amino acids. Gene Ontology annotation, molecular function: oxidoreductase activity, acting on the CH-OH group of donors, NAD or NADP as acceptor. The transcript is spliced from 3 exons. The record is from RefSeq and is a predicted model, not a curated record. NCBI's taxonomy places the organism in Eukaryota, Viridiplantae, Streptophyta, Magnoliopsida, Gentianales, Rubiaceae.
AUGUUGCCCGUCAAUUGGGCCGAGAAUGCUGCAUGGAAAUUUGCAAAGGAGCAUGGCAUUGACACAAUCACAAUUCAUCCAGGAUUGGUCAUUGGUCCUCUCUUGCAGCCAUCUAUUAAUUCGAGCGCCGUUUUGUUCCUCAACCUAUUAAAGGGGGUUGAACCAUUUCCUAAGGCAACAUGUAGCUGGGUUGAUGUUAGAGAUGUUGCCAAUGCACAUGUUCUUGCCCUUGAAACCCCUUCUGCAAGUGGAAGAUAUUGUCUGGUUGAAAGAUGUGCAAAUGCCUCUCAGAUCAUCAAGAUUUUGCAUGAGCAUUACCCAACUCACCAAUUUCCUGAUAACAGAAUGUCAAACAAUACCAACCUUAUCAGCCCAAACUACAGAGCCUCCAAUGAGAAGGCAAAAAGGUUGGGAGUUCAAUUCACUCCUUUGGAGGUCAGCCUAAAAGAUGCUGUUGAAUUCUUCAGGGAGAAAAAUUUAGUCAGUAUCUGAGCUAUGGCAUUGAUUUACUAUUGUAUUCAAACUAUUAAAUUAAAUAAACCAGCUAGUUAUCUCAGCUGGCAGGGGUCACCCUGUAUGUUUAUUUGUCCCACCAUAUUUGAGUUAUUAUUCCCACCAUUUAUGUGGAUUUAUUUGUAAUAUAUUUCUCAUAACU